Molecule: messenger RNA, 1488 nt
Organism: Nicotiana attenuata
Lineage: Eukaryota; Viridiplantae; Streptophyta; Magnoliopsida; Solanales; Solanaceae
Exons: 4
Coding region: 1-1488 (495 amino acids)
Source: RefSeq, a predicted model, not a curated record
AUGCAGUUUGGAAGUUUGGUCAAAAUAAGCCGAUUCAGUUUCGGCAAUGUUUUAAACCGUUCUUACCGAGGGUCCACUGGAGUCAACCCUAACCCUACCCUUCUACAGGAACAGAUGAAUAUUAUCCAAGAUCCACCAGAAGUGAUCAGGGAGCAGGCUCGGGUGGGCGCUCUUAUAGACAUCUGGGAGAUUAAACCACGGGACGAUCUGAUCAAGGCUCUGAUAACUUUCUGGGACCCAGCCCGUAAUGUUUUUCGCUUCUCGGACUUUGAGAUUACCCCUACUUUGGAGGAGAUGGCUGGGUACAUUGAGUUUGGACGAGAUUUGAGGAAGCAACAGCUUAUAUUUCCAAGGGCUCCGUUUCGACACUCUUCUGGUUUGGAAGCACAUGAAAAGGGGUUGAGCAACAAGCAAGAUAAGGGUCGUUGGCAGAUUCAUCGCCAGUUUGCAUUUAUCGUGGCAUUCUUAGGAAUUAUGGUUUUUCCAAAUGAGAAAGGGACAGUUGAUAUCCGUAUGUCUGGAAUCGCACAAAUCCUCACUACCAAGGAAGACCAUACACUUGCUCCGUUAGUACUGGCGGAUAUCUAUCGAGCGUUGACCUUAUGCAAAGUCGGGGCUCAGUUCUUUGAGGGUUGCAAUAUCCUUUUACAAAUGUGGUUGAUCGAGCAUCUUCGCCAUCAUCCCAGAUUCAUGAGUUAUGGCUCGAGCCCAAAUAACUUCAUCACCAGUUACGAAGAGAGGGUAAAGGAUUACAAUGUGCCAGAAGGAUUUGAAGCAUGGGUGUCUCAUUUGAAAGCUCUCAAAGAAAGUCAAAUUGAGUGGUCUAUAGGAUGGCUCCCGAAGACAGAAGCCAUAUACAUGACUGCUGCUAAAGGCUACUUGAGGUUAAUGGGUGUGAAAAGUAUUCAGCCGUAUGCACCACAGAGGGUCCUGAGACAGUUGGGAAGGUAUCAGAUUGUGCCCGAAGAUGAAGAUUUAAGUACUCAGGUCAUAGAGUUACAUCCGGAAGCUGCAUUGCCCGAGGCUUUAGUUCAACAGGAUUGGAAUGCCUGCCGGUAUCUAAAGAAUGGCACCCAGGUACCAGAUAUUGCAAAGGGGGAAAUAGAUUCGGGCUAUGCUAUUUGGUUUGAGAAAAGGUCUUGUGUGAACAACGAGCCGGAACCCGAACCUGAGAGGCCUGCCAAAAGACCUCAUGUUCAAGCUUUUGAUGACAUAAUCCAAGAAAGAUUAGCACGGGGGGAAAAAGAAAAGGCAUAUCAAGCUGAGAUUCAUGCCCUGAAAGAAAAGCUGAGAAACAUGGAAUUCAACAAUGAUCUCCAAGCACAGGAAGCCGAAGGUCUCAAAGCCCAAAUCCGGAAGAUGAAACUGGCAAUUGAAAACUCCGGCAGGAGUAGAAAAGAUGAAAAGCUUAUCUACAGUCUUACCCUGAAGGCACGUGAUUCCGAGGAUGAUUUGCAAAAGCCUGAAGUGGAGCUAGCAAAUGCCUAA